AUGAACCUUCGGAAUAACAAACAAUUAAAUUUAGUAAAACUUCGGACCAAUGAAGCUUCGGAAUUAGGAAUCUGGGUACGACAACAAUGUAUCGAGAAAGGCGACCUACAGGUUGAUAGCGACCACGACGGCUACGACGACGGUGAUGGUGAGCAAGCGAUUACGAGACUGUUAGCGACCACGGUGGUAACCAGCGAGGGAAGAAGGGCGGUGGCCAGCGUGACUACCAGGAUGAUGGCAGCCAGAGCAAGGAACAAGAUGACGGCAACGAUGAUCAUCAGGAUGGAGCCUACCAGGGCGACGACAUGGACGGCAACCGGAGUUUGACCACGGUGAAGACCAGGG
Molecule: messenger RNA, 345 nt
Organism: Strongylocentrotus purpuratus (purple sea urchin)
Lineage: Eukaryota; Metazoa; Echinodermata; Echinoidea; Camarodonta; Strongylocentrotidae
Exons: 3
Coding region: 1-327 (108 amino acids)
Source: RefSeq, a predicted model, not a curated record